Messenger RNA from Gryllus bimaculatus (two-spotted cricket), 7650 nucleotides. The record is from the annotation of a GenBank genome assembly. Lineage: Eukaryota; Metazoa; Arthropoda; Insecta; Orthoptera; Gryllidae.
GGUUCCCAUUGGCUGGAGGAGGGUGAAGAAGUGGAACGAAGUUAAGUUUUUGUUAUGGGUGUUACGUGUUAAAUGAGGAAAUGUCACUAUGUGAUAUUGCGGAGUGAAAUUAAUUAAAGUGAUUUUGGUAUCAUUAAAGUGUAUACAAAUUAAGUAAAAAUGUUGCUCUUCGUAUAUCAUGCUAUUUUAGUGUGACAUUUUGUGUAUACAUAAAGGCAAUUGGAUGUUUCGGAAGUUACCCCUCACAUAAGCGAUAUGAGCGCUGAUUGGGUUUGAACACAGUAAAAACGAAGUUGAUUGUGUUUCAUGCUGGGGCUGAGCCCUCACUUAGAUAAUGUGGUUGUUCAUUUUGUAGUGUUCCUUAAUUUCAACUUAGUGGAACACAACAAUGGACAAAGAUACUGCCAAAGCAUGGGAAAAACCAUGGACAACUGAUGAGAUUAGAGAACAUAGUGCAAAUUGGAAUCUUGCUGGAGAUUCUGGUCUUCUAAAUCAUCUACAACAGUUCUCACAGAGCUUGUUGGCUAAAACACAUGCUACAGAAGUGGCAUUAGAUAAAUUGGUUGAGGAUUUGAAGACAACAUCAACUAGUGUACAGAAUGCUACCAACACAUUUUUAUUUCUUGCUAAUACUCAGUUUGUAGAGAAUAGAGUUUAUGAUGAUGAUGAGAAGGAGACUCCUCCUGAAGAAAAGAAGGAUGAUGUGAGUUUACCAAAAUCUAAGGGAGAGCAGGAAGCAGAAGUAUUCCAAAAUGUCAAGCAGGCUCUGCAUAUGGGUUUGGCAUUGCUGGACACUCACUUUGAAGCUGUGGAAGUUCCAGCCAGUGACAGUGAAGAAGAAGAAAGCUCAACUAGUGUUGGCCGUCUUGUGUUAAAACCUAAAAACCCAUAUCUUUCACGACCCCUUCCAUAUUUAAUUGGAUCAAAAGAAUUCAUGGAAGAUGAUAAAGUGGGCUUGGGUGAGAUAUCCAGUGAUACAGAAGAGUCUCCUGAUCAGAAUGUUGUCCAGUCGAGUGAAAGUGAUGAUGAAAUGGAGCAAGAUGAAUUAAUAGUCUCACCUAAACGAACAGCGGCUCUGUCUUUGAGUGAUUCUGAAAACUCAGAACCAGAGAGUGACCGCAGCGAUUCUAUAGUGAAACAAAAGAAGCCAAGAACUGGUAGUCCAGUGGGUGCAUUGGGAGAGGAGGAGGAGGAGGAAAGGGACAUGUUUGGCCAUGCGUCACCUCCAGAGGCUGAUGUAGUAGCAAUAGCGAAGGGAGGUUUGAAAAAUGCUUUCUCCGAUGAGCUUUCUUCCAAAUUGAUGGCUGCAAAAUCACAGAGUGUGAGUGAGAGAGAGCAUAAAAAAGACAAUAUGUUUGUGCCUUCCUCUGAACCUGAAGAUGAAUCAGGGCUCUUUGGUAAAACAAGUCGUUCUUUUAGUGAAAAGCAAGGUCUUUUCGAUGAUUUAGAUGACUGGCAAAACACAUCAGAUUCUCUGUGGAAAAGUCUACAAACUAAUAAAAUAGUUGAUACUAGUCAAACGUCAGAUAAUCAAGAUGAUAUAUUUUCUUCAUCCAAACAAAAGUUAAACAUACCUACAAACUUAGCUCAAGAAGAAAAAGUGAAGGAAAGUACUCCUAAAUCUCUCCUCUCCACUAACACUGAGGAUGAUGUUCUCUUUGGACCUGCUGAGGACACAAAUGAUCUUUUCUCUCAAAAAUCCAAAGUUACUGGAACUGUUAGUGGUAACUCUGCUCUUUUUGGUAAAGAGGAUAUGGAGGAUGAUGAUGAUCUCUUUGCGGUUCCAUCUUCUUCGCAACGAGGCUCUUCACAGAGUGUAACCAAAAAGAAGAAACUUCCUGGUGCUGUUCCUGUAUUAAAUAAUGUGGAUCUUUUUGGUAAUAUAUCUCCUAUUGUGAAACAAAAUUCUGCUGAAGAAGACAAUGCUAUAGGAAGGAACUUUGUAUCUAAUGGUAGUGAUUUGCUGGAAGAAUCUAGUAGUGGUAUAGUCAAAACCAGAGAUUUAGCAUCGAAACUUGAUGAGAGUGAAAGGAAAAGAAGGAAAUAUAAAGAGAAACUGAACAAGACAAGAAAGGAUUACCUGAUGAUGGAAGAAACAAAAUUAAGAGAAGAGACAGAAAACAAUCCAUUCAAAACUCUACAACUGCAGCAACCGAGGUACCCCAGAGAAAUUCCUAUGGAGAAACGUGUCUUUGUAGAAAUGUCCUACUGUCAGGGCAAUGAAAUGUGUGCUGCUCCUUCCCCUGGAACUACCAUUGCCUUUGCUUUUGGUAAUGAUGAAAGUGAUAUGAGUAAAUUUGUGUCAAAUUUAUCCAUGUCAAAACCUUAUUCUGCAUUCCAAGGAGGUGUAAAAGAGAACGAAAAAUCGUCCCUGUUUGCUAGCCAAAAAUUAUUUCAGAGUGCUGUUACCUCAACCAAAAUUGCUGAUGGUACCAGUAAAUCAUCUUUGUUUAACACAGAUAUUGAUAAUGAUAGUUUAUUUGACAAACAAAGGCAUUCGGACGAAGGUAUUCUUAACAGAAAUAUAUCUGGUUCCAAGAUAUCUACUGCUUCAAGUUUUAAACCCAAAACAAAGAAAACAACGAGUCUCUUUGAAGAUUCAGACUCUGGAGAGGAUGAACUAUUGUUUUCAUCCACUAGUUCUACUAGUUCUCGCUCACGCAGAUCUCAAGGAAGUGGUGAUUUUCUUGGGAGUGGUGCUGAGAGAAGGAUUCUUCCCAAGAAAGGGCUCUUUGAAGAUAGCUUAUUGUUUGGUGCUGUGAGCAAAGAUGAUCCUGAUGUUGACAUAUUUAGUAGUCAAAAUGAUCCAAAAUCUAAAAGUGAUCUAGUUGCCAAAGACAAUAUUUUCAACGGGAAUGAUGUAAUUGGUGAUAGUUCAGCAAUUGGUAAGAAAGGGGCUUCAAGUAUAUUUGAUGAUAUAGAUGAAGUGGAUGACAUAUUUGCAGUUCCCAAAAUCAGUGUAGAGAAGACACAUACUUAUGGUGGUAAAACUUCACAAGCUAAUUUGGAAAAAUUGUCAUUAUUUUCUGAUGCUUCAAAUGAAAAUAUAUUUUCCAAUACUACAAAUGAAAAUAAAAAACCUGAUUUUGUAUCUGAAACAGAACCACCCUCUCAGUCGCACGUGUCUGGAAAUGUAUCUGCGAAAACUAGUUCUGAAUGGAUUGGAGACAAUACAGCUUUGUUAUUUUCAAGUGAUUCUGUUUCUCAUUCUGCUGAGGUAGAAAAUGAAGAGGAAAAGAAAAAGGAUGAGACCAAGAAUGUCAAGCCCCAAAUAAGUCAGAAACCAAAGGUGCCAAUAAAACCACCUCCUUCAGCAGUUUCAGUUCAGACAAAUUCAGAUUCUUCAUCGACCUCUAAUGAGCUAAAAAUUGAAAGUGUGGAAAAUAGUCAGAAGUUUACAAAAACUAGUUCCACUGAUGCGGAAAAGAUUACCAAUAUUAAUCCAAAUGAUAAUGAACCUAAAACAGUAGGUGUGAGUGAAGGUGUUAAUAUUGGUGAUAAUCAAACCUCUACGUCUAACAUAAAACCAGAACCUCCACGAACACUUAAUAUUCGUAAAACUACUGAUAUAGUGUUUAGGAUUCCAUCCAAUGAAGAUGAUUUGUUUGAAUCCUCAUGGUCAGAGAAGUCUUCAUUAGGAAAAGAGAAUGCUAAUAAUGAGCCAUUAAGGAAUAAUUCUCUUAGUUCUAGUAAUUUCAGCAAAAUACUUGAAGAUUUCAACUCCCAUACAGCAAACACGGCAUCUAUGAGCAGUCUAUCUCAAGAACAUAGCGCAAGUAAUUCUCCAGAAAUCAGCAAAGAACGAAUCUCCUCUGUCGCAGAUGCAAAUCAUUCAGUUGUAAGAGAACCACAUAAGACUAUCUCUAGUCCAAGUAAAUUACGCAUUGAUCCCAGAACUCUGCUGCCUGGUGCAAAGCCACCAACCAUGACUGUUACGUCAGAUGGUGCAAUUGGAUUUGACAAACCUGCAGAAACAACUUCUACACUGCACAGUGCUGCAAAGGAACGUGUGAAAAUUCAGGUUAAAAGAAGGCCACAAACUCGACGGGCACGUCAAGAAGCAUUAAGAGCAUCAUCUAUAGACUAUGAUAAUAUUGAUGCAGCUCUAAUAUCACAGAUUUCAAAUAUUAAAAAUGAUAAUGGAGUGGUUUCCUCUAGUGCCUCAUCUAGUUCUCCUGUAAAAGACUCUCAUCCAAAAGUGUUGGUGCCAGAAAAUGAAAAUGUGUCAUUGCUUGUUGAAAAAUCUACAAACAGCGACAUUGAGAAAUAUCCAAAAAAUAAUACUGAAGACCAAUUGUCAGUCACAGAAUCAUUACCUUCCAAAAAUGAGACAUACAAGGCCGUCCUAUCUGACUGUUUGGGUGGGAAUAGUGCUCUAUCUCCAUUAACUGAUGAGGAAGACCUCUUUGCUGUGCCUCAUGAACUUCCAUUUGAUGAGUCAAGUAACAAGGAAAUGUCAAAUAAUGGCAAAAAUUUGUUUGGAGGUGCUCCAGUUUUAUCACCUAUGGAUGUAAAAACUGGAUCAGAGAGCUUUACUUCCCAGGCAACAUGUGUAGCUGAUGAAGAAGGAAUGGAAGGAAGUGAAAAUAGUGACCUUCAACAAACCCAGGACAGUUCAAGGAAAAACGAUGACCUGUUUAAAGGUCUUGUGCCUCCUUUUUCUGCAGGAACUAUAGACAAAAGCGUUAGUAAUAAUCCAUCUAUUGUUUCAAAGACUGAGGAUGUGUUUGACCGAAAGUGGCUUGAUAAAGAUUUAUCGAGUGGUAAUAGAGGUUUGUUUGAUGAUGUAGAUGAUGUUAAUGAUAAUGGUAAUGAUGGUUCUGAUGACGAUUUAUUUUCAUCUGCUAAGAAGCCUAUUGUAUCUGGAAAGAAAACUGAAAAAGGAACUUUUCCUGACAUUAUUUCUCAGAAGCCUCCUCUUUUUUCACCUGUUAUUGAUACUUCACAUGAAAACCAGCAAAAAAAGCAAUUGUCGUCAGAUGAUUUUCUUUCUUCUUUCACAGAAGAUGAAUCUUUACAGAAAGAUUUCAGUGUUCCUCCUCCUAAAUCACCUGAAAAUUGUAUUACAGAUCAAAAAGGUAGUGAUACAAAUUCAGAGCUUUUUCGUGAAAGUGUUAGUGUCUCUACUCAUAAAGAAGAGAGUGAAGAUUUGUUUACUUCUAAUGUGAGUUCCAAAGAUGUGAAGUCUGAUACUUCAGUGAAAAAUACAGAGAAACCAGUGACUUCACAAGAGAAAGUGAAACCUCUUGCAGAAUCUCUCUUCGGUGAUGACUCCCUUGAAUCAGAUGAUUUAUUUGGUUCUUCAAGUGUGCCUAAAAUGUCAGUGUCUGGGUCAAGUAGAAACUUAAUUUCUGGGCCUAAGUCUAAGGAUUCAAAAGGAACGUUAUUUGAUGAUGGUGAUGAUGAUGAUGACAUUUUUACAGUAGGUUUGAAUAAAAAUCGGGGUCCAAGGAAUGAAACGUUAUUUCCCAAAGAGGAAAUUGCACCGCAGAAUGCUGAUGCAGAUACUGAUGAUUUAUUUUCUAAACGAACUAGUAGUAGCAGAAGUCAAGGAACUAAGCCUUCUUCAGCACAGAAGGUACAAUCCUUUGAAGAUCCCUUGAUGGUGUUUAACAAGUGAAUAUAUUGAUGUACAUGAAAACUUGCCAUUUUUAUUGAUUUGGGAAAGUAUUGCAUAAAUAUGGAGGGGUUUACUUUUGUUGCAUGCCUAAGCCGCAGCUUACACGAUUUUAAAAUAUGCUCAUGUAAGGUGUAAAAAAUGACUGAUUUUUUGAGGCAACUUUCCGCUGGGUCAUAUAUGUAAAAAAAAAUCAAAAAACUAUGAAAGAGGAAAUGUAAUGUCAGUGGGAAAAUGAAAUUUGUAAAAAUGAAUUGGUGCAGUUGUGCUGUUAGACAUGACUAUUUUAUUAUGAACUAAACUGUUAAGUUCAGAACUCAACCUUUGUAAUGCAUUAUUAGAACUGUAUGCUUAAUUGUUACAUAUUUGCCAAUAAGAUGGGAAAGAUCUUUUCUAAUAGCUAUAGCAAACAUUCUUACCUAACACAAAAUAAUACUUGUUUUUCUGAUGUUGCCUUAUAGACUCUUUUCAAAAUUUUCUUUUGAAAAAUGUACUUUGUUUUGAGACAGAAUUGAAUAUGAAUGUUUCAUGAAAUUUAAUUUGUUUCCAUAGCUUUAUUACAUUUAUUGAUUUCAUUGUUGUUGUUUUUUUCUUUCUCCAUGCUUUCUAAUGAAUCUCAAUUUUGAAGGGUGAAAUUCAAGAACUUUUAAGCGUAAUAGCCUCCUUCUGCACUCUAAUAAUUAAAAUAUGUCAUGUCAUAACAUUUGGCUUUAAAAAAAUUUAUGAUUGAUCACUACACAAACAUAAAUUGUGAUAUUUUUCAAGUGCCAUUCAAAAAAAAUUUUAUUUAAAUCAAAAAGUCUGAGAUACUCAUGUUUGAAAAAUUGUUUUCUUAUGAUUUUUUGGUUGAUAAAAAAGUGUCUUAUAUUCCUACAUAACACUAAUAAUGGAUUGUACAGGUUAGUGCUGGUGCUAGUUGUUUGUUGAUUCUUAUAUCUGUAAAUUUCUUUGAAACUGUCCCAAAAGACAAUAAAUUGAAAGAAUGUUUGUAUAAGGUAAAACGGUGCACAAAUAUACAAGUACCUACUGUAGAAUGACUGAAACAGUCAUUAGAGAUACAUUAUUAGAAUAAUGAAAGCAGUGUGUUCUAAGGUCUGGGACAAUGUUCAUUUUGAAGUGCUUUGUAUAUUGAGUGAUGCAGUUUUUUUUGAUGAAGAAUGAUAAAUACUGAAAAAGACCACAUUUUCUUGUAUAAAUGUGUGUUUAUGUGUAUAUUUAGUUGCUCUGGUUGGGUAAUGUUUGGUGAUCUGUGAGAAAAUGGAAUUGGUAAGUCUGUGUCAGUUGUAUUUCAAGACUUUAGGUAAAACUUGAAAAAUACUUCAAUUUAAUCCCAUUCUUCAGUACUCUAUUUUGUCUUUUCCUUAACAACAUUGUUUGUUUAUUGCUUGCUUCAGUUUUUCACCUCGUUGUAGUUGUUUGUGGUGUAUUGUACCCCAUUACAUACAUUCAGAUAUAUUUCUGUUUGAAUGUUCUGUUUAUUUACAAAUUGAAAAAUUUACAAUAUCAAAAUCUAUAUUUCAUAGUUUAAUGCAAAACCUACUUGUGAAUCAAGGUAAUUAUAUUGUAUUAUUGUGAUGAUUUGUCCAUACAUUGACUAAGUCUAUUCAAAUUUCUGAGUGUGUUGACUUCAAUUUAAGUCUUUGAGGGACUGAGUGUUACAUACUGUGGUGUGUGAUUGUAGAGGCUAGUCAUGUUGGGUGUAUUAUGUACCUUAAUUCUGUUGUAUACCUAAAUGGCUUGUAAUGAAAAAUAGUCUCUCUUGUACAGGUCUUUGCUACAAAUUUAAUUUCAACCAAGCCCUGCAAAUGUUCAUUUUUUGCACUUUGGGAAAGAACUGCUUCAUGACCAAAUGUAAAUUAUGUAUAAAUACGAAGCUAUGUUAACAAUGUUACUGAGUAUUGUGAGUGAAGGAAGUGUAAUUCUUCUGUGCCGUCAAUACAUUAUUAUUUCAAAGUAUAUUAUAUAUAAUGCGAUUUGCCACUGUUAUAAUAAAUUACAUAAAUAUAAUAGGUUAUUGAUGUUCCUGCCACAUA